UCAUAGUUUUUAUUUUUAUACUAUCAGGAAUAAUGGUCUUUGUAGAUGUGGAGCAAAAAAAGAUAUUUCAAUCUAUGAUGUGGGGUUGUGGUGGAAUAGUGUGCUGCGCAAGUUGCGGACUCUGGUGGAAUUGAAAGAAAUUGAUGUCCGCAAUCUAAAAACAAAAAAAUGGCGGACGCUACAAAAUCACAAAAGUUAGCAGCUGCUAAGAAAAAGCUCAAGGAGUAUCAACAAAAAAGUAAAAAACCAGAAACAGGUGAAGAAAAUUUACAUACAAACGAUGCCUUAAGUAAUUCAACGCAUAGUUCCAUUAACGGUGGUUUUGAUAUCGUGCCUUUAGAAACUGUAUCUACUAAUAUUGGAGACACCAACCAAAGGUCUCCUUUUCAAAAUUACUUUAAUCCAGAGAGACAAAAUGUGGUCACCGAGCAAAAAGACUUUUUUGAUUCGUUAUCGUUUCAAACAAAUACAAACCAUCCACCUAUAAGUAACGUUCAAGAUUCUCAUAUAAAUGCCAUUUUUAAUGAAAAGCAUAGUGAUCCUGGUUCUUUGGAAUAUCCCGAACUUACAGAAAGUAAGCCGUAUGGAGUAUAUACGGAAAAGCCUGUGGACCAUCCAUUUGUGUCUUUUGAAGAUGCGAGAAAGUUAUCCGACUACAUGACUGAUGCAACAAAUGGAGUUGAGGAGAUUGUUCCGGCGGAAAAAUCACUUGUAAACUCAAAUAUAGAAAGUCUGAGGCAGUUGUCCUCUGAAAUUAACGAACUGAUCAAGGUUGAACCAGAUACGCACGACGACUCUGAUCUGGAAAGGAGGAACGUUGAACUGGCCAGAUUAUUGGAUCAAGAAUGUUUGGUCUCGCAUACGGCACGUAAUCAACUUCGCGAAUCUCAAAGUCAGGUGGAGCAGUUGCAAUGCGAAUGUCAACAGAUCAAGACCGACUACGAACACAGGUUGAAUCGUGAGGUCGGGCCUUUACAAGAGCAACUACAGUGCCACGCUCAGACCGUCGGAAUACUUAUAGCCGAAAAGACCGAACUGU
This is a messenger RNA of Photinus pyralis (common eastern firefly), 1039 nucleotides long. RefSeq names its product golgin subfamily A member 2-like. Gene Ontology annotation, biological process: Golgi organization. NCBI's taxonomy places the organism in Eukaryota, Metazoa, Arthropoda, Insecta, Coleoptera, Lampyridae. Gene Ontology annotation, cellular component: Golgi cisterna membrane; cis-Golgi network; Golgi apparatus. The record is from RefSeq and is a predicted model, not a curated record.